AUGAAUACUUUUAUUCGAUUUGUCAAUUCAAAUUUCACUGAAACAUUCGAAUUUCAAACGGUUAUAAAACCGUCUUCUGCUUUUCGAAACUGCCAACCAUUGAAAACUCAUAACAAUAUGGCGAACACAACGGAUAAUAAUAAAGUUAAUAAUAAAGAAGAUUUUGUAGAUCCUUGGAAUGUCGUGAGUUCAUCCGAAAUUGGAAUUGAUUAUAAUAAACUUAUCGAAAGAUUCGGAAGUUCGAAAAUCGACAAUGAUCUUCUUGAAAGAUUUGAAAAAGUAACUGGAAAACCGGUACAUUAUUUACUUAGAAGAGGAAUAUUUUUUUCUCAUAGGGACAUGCAUUCAAUAUUAAACGCAUAUGAAAGUGGAAAACCAUUUUAUUUGUAUACAGGAAGAGGUCCAUCAUCUGGUUCUAUGCAUUUGGGUCAUUUGAUACCGUUCAUAUUCACAAAAUGGUUGCAAGAAGUAUUCAAUGUGCCCUUAGUUAUACAAUUAACAGAUGAUGAAAAAUUUCUAUGGAAAGAUUUAAAAUUAGAAGAAGCUAAUAAAUUAGCUUAUGAAAAUGCCAAAGAUAUAAUCGCUGUCGGAUUCGAUAGUGAAAAAACAUUUAUAUUUUCAGAUUUAGAUUAUUUAGGAAGUUGUUCUAAUUUUUAUAGAAACAUUGUUAAAAUUCAAAAAAGUGUUACUUUUAAUCAAGUAAAAGGAAUAUUCGGAUUCGGUGAUAGUGAUUGUAUUGGAAAAAUUGCUUUCCCCGCAAUACAAGCCGCCCCAUCUUUUUCCACAUCUUUUCCUUUCAUAUUUAAAGAUUCUAAAAUACCUUGUCUCAUACCUUGCGCCAUUGAUCAAGAUCCUUAUUUUAGAAUGACAAGGGAUGUAGCACCUAAAUUAGGAUUUACAAAACCUGCUUUGUUACAUUCGACAUUUUUUCCAGCUUUACAGGGUGCUAAAACUAAAAUGUCUGCAAGCGAUCCAAACUCAUCGAUAUUUUUAACUGACACUCCGAAACAAAUUAAAAAUAAGAUAAACAAAUAUGCAUUUUCUGGUGGACAAGCAACAAUCGAAGAACACAGAGAAUUUGGUGGAAAUUGCGACAUUGAUAUUUCCUAUCAAUAUUUGACAUUUUUCUUAGACGAUGAUGAAAAAUUAAUGGAAAUAAAAAAAGAUUAUGCAAGCGGUGAAUUGUUAACAGGAGAAUUGAAAAAAAUAUUGAUCAAUGUUUUACAACCGAUUGUACAAGAACAUCAAGAGAGAAGAUCAAAAGUAACUGAUGAAAUUGUUAAACAAUUUAUGACGAUGAGACAAUUAAAAACAUCAUUCACUUAA
This is a messenger RNA of Pediculus humanus corporis (human body louse), 1326 nucleotides long. Its product is annotated as Tryptophanyl-tRNA synthetase, putative. Lineage: Eukaryota; Metazoa; Arthropoda; Insecta; Psocodea; Pediculidae. Gene Ontology annotation, biological process: tryptophanyl-tRNA aminoacylation. The record is from RefSeq and is a predicted model, not a curated record. The transcript has 5 exons. The coding region runs from base 1 to 1326 and encodes 441 amino acids. Gene Ontology annotation, cellular component: cytoplasm. Gene Ontology annotation, molecular function: tryptophan-tRNA ligase activity; ATP binding.